Molecule: messenger RNA, 2384 nt
Organism: Linepithema humile (Argentine ant)
Lineage: Eukaryota; Metazoa; Arthropoda; Insecta; Hymenoptera; Formicidae
Product: clavesin-1
Cellular component (GO): membrane
Molecular function (GO): phosphatidylinositol bisphosphate binding
Source: RefSeq, a predicted model, not a curated record
UAUAUGUUUGAUGUAUAUACAUGAAAUGUACAUGAGGUAUAUUCUGUGUAUAUACAGGCAGCGAUCUUGUUCGAAUAUACAUUUUAUGUAUGUCCACACGAUGUCCUACGAAUAUCCCUAAAUACACGUAAAUUUAUGUAUAUUCUAUGUAUGUACAUAGUAUAUACAAUACGUUUUUUCCACAUUAUGGAUAUUCCAUGUGUAUACAUAGGAUAUUGAAUGUUUACUGGAAGGCGAGACUUUCGUUUACGCUGUCUGUCAUUAGACCGUUUCUCGCGUGACGAUGUAACUCUAUAGAUAUUACGUGUCAUAAACUCUUUAGGUUCGAAGUUUUAUCGUAUAAUUCCAUCUUAUGAUAAGCAAAAGCGAUAUCGCAGCAAUGUUAUACAAUGUUAUACAACUCUAAUUGCCAAUUUGUUUCGGAAUGCGGAGACUUGUGGUUGAAGAAGUAAAACAGAGCGCGCGCGUGAACACAGAAAAUAAAAAUCUUGCGGCAGUAAGCACAUCUAGAAAGGAGCGAACAGGACUAUAGUGAAUAGAUAUAUUCAUUGUGAAAUCGUUCUCGCUACGCAACGGGUGGUGUUUCAGUUUCUUAAAGAUGUUUCACAUUCUUUCCCACAUUUUUAACCGCUUCAUGUUGCAAGGCGAAGAGAAAUAAAGUCACUAUUACCACAACAGCACCCCUGAGACAAUAACAUAAUUGUAAAGCAGUAGCAGUCAAGUAACUCAAACUAGAUGAUAAUGACACUUCUUUCGGGAUUGUACGCGACGCGGUUUAUUUUGAGGAACAAAGAUGGGUGAACAACCGAUUGCAUAAUUGGAGAAAGCGAUUGCGAAACGGGCCGGUGCAUACAUACAGCCGAUGCUCUGACUCAAGCGCGAUGAAACACUCGCUGUACCACCCGGCCACGCUAAUCGUUAUGUCACGACUGACGAAAGGCUCGAGAAUUUCCGUAUGAUCGGUCGCCUCACGUAACGCAACUAAUCUGCUCCUUCUUAAAGAAAAGAAAAAGAUAGUCGCAUUUCUUAUGUUCGCCGUGGCCGUCACGACUUGAAGAGAAACCAGGUCAGCCGGUCUUUAUAGAUUCAAAUAGAUUGACAGGCGUUUCUUGAACGAAACCAAAAUGGGAGGAGCUGAGUGGGUAGCCGAUGAGUAUGAUUACGAGUGCACCCUCUCAAAGGAGACUCAGAAAGUGGCCAAGGAUGAACUGAGAGAAGACAAGAACACCAGAGAUCAAGCUCUCGAGCAGAUGCGCAAUUGGAUUAAAAUGAAUCCGCGCAUUGAAAGUUGCCGUCUCGAUGCACGAUUCUUACUAAAAUUCUUGCGAUGCAAAAAGUUUAAUGUACCGAUGGCGCAAGAAGCCACGGAAAGAUACUUGUUACUCCGUCAAGUGUAUCACCCAGCAUUUAGUAAUCUGGACAUCUCAGAGCCUAGCGUGGAACGCUUACUGUCAUUGGGAUAUCUCUUUGCUGCACCUGGCCGUGAUACAAAAGGCCGUCGCGUAAUAAUUGCUAGACCAGGUGUAUUUGAUCCUCACAAAUAUACGAACGUGGACAUGUGUAAAAUUCAUGCUUUGACUUACGAAACGCUAAUGGAGGAUGAGGAAAAUCAAGUACGUGGCUUCGUACACUUUGCCGACGGUGCCGGUGUCAGUUUUCCUCAUUUGACGCUAUUUACUCCGAAGGAAGCUGUGCGCAUUGUAAAAAACGGCGAGCGCACCGUACCAAUGAGACAUAAGGAAGUCCACGGGAUCAAUGUUCAUCCCUCCUUGAAAUUUGCUUUGGAUUUCGGGAUGUCAUUGAUUUCCGAGAAAAUUAAGAGUCGCAUAAAAAUCUACACGAGCCUCGAAGACGCUAUUAACAACAAGAUGGACGUUAGCAUGCUGCCUAAAGAGUACGGCGGCACUAUUCCCAUGAAGGAAAUGAUCGAUCUAUGGCGAAAAGAACUGUUGGAAAUUAAACCCACAUUAUUGAAUAACGAUAAAAUGAAAGUGCGUCUCGAGUUAUACUCGGAGAAGGCACGAGAAGGUGCGGUCUCCGCAUUGAAGCAGGGUUUCGGCUGUUCCAGCGUGGGGUCCAACGAUUCUACAAUGUAUGGCAUAACCGGAUCCUUUCGGAAGCUCGAAGUUGAUUGAUGUUUUGCUUGCUUUCUGCCAAGCGUGAUUUCUAUGUAGAAAUAAAUGGCACGGGAUUGCGACGCAAUCUGGUUUGGAAACUAUAUGAUUAUAGAUUAAUACUGGUGUUCAGAGGAUGUAAUUUUAUUUUUGUAUCAUGUAGAUAAUGUAUUAAUUGAUAUGAGUUGUUUGAAAAUGCACUAUACGUAUAUAUCAAAUAUUGUACAUAAUUUUUCUAACACGUCACAAUUAAAUGCAUCAAAAACAAAA